Sceloporus undulatus (fence lizard) is the source of this 1497-nucleotide messenger RNA. Its product is annotated as snaclec agkisacutacin subunit B-like. NCBI's taxonomy places the organism in Eukaryota, Metazoa, Chordata, Lepidosauria, Squamata, Phrynosomatidae. Bases 759 to 1304 code for a protein of 181 amino acids. The transcript is spliced from 10 exons. The record is from RefSeq and is a predicted model, not a curated record.
GGCUGAAAAUGAAGCAUUUUUUAAAAAGGAGACUGAGGGUGUAGCAUCCACACUGUGGAAUUAAACCAGUUUGGCACCACUUUAACUGCUACAGAGUGUCAGGAUUUGUAGUUUGUUGAGGCAAUCAGCCUUUUAUAUCCAAGAGCUCUCAUGCCUCCUCACCAAAACCCAUAAAUCCCAGGGUCAUGGCCGUUAAAAGUGGCAUCAAAGUGGCUUAAUUCUGUGGUGCGGCUGCACCCUGAGGAGAUUCUGGGAACUCAGAAAACAAAAACAAGAAGAGCAUAGACAGUUGCAGAGAAAAGGGGGGGGGGGAGAUAAAAAGAACCAGGCAGAAAAAAGCCAUGAAGGAGAUAGCAGUCGCUCUCUCACCACCAUCUUAUGCCUUCACACGGCAACGUUUUGUUCAGUGGCUGAGCUGUUGUGUGAUUGUGACAAGAGCCUGAGGCCUACACUUGGGUCCCAGCAGGAUUGUGUAGCCAGAAACAGGCCUGGCUAAACCAGAAACCGGGAACAGAUUGAAUGUGAAUUUAUUGACAGAAAGGGCUUCAUGUUCAGUGUAGAUCAUUCAAUAGAUGACUGCCAUUAUCAUCUGCCAUUGGUUGGAGACACAACAAAAGCCAUCUGAGAAGCCAGAGCCUGUUUUUGGAAGAGACGUCCAGUUAAAUGUUGGAAGGAAGCAGCAUCUGAGUAAAUCAAGGGCCAAAAUUCAGAAUGAGAAGAGUCUUCCAGACUAGUGCAAUGUAGCAAGUAGAAAAGAGAUGGCAAUUUGUCUUGCUGGACUCGUGACCAUUGCUAUUGUGAUUGCGAGCAGCUUCACAGUAGAUACUGAAAACUCUAUGCAAAGGGUUCGGAGGGAUGAUGAUGAUGAUGACCGCAGCAGAAGUGAAGUACUCUUAUGCCCUUGCUCUCAAGGAUGCUGUGAUGAAAAUUGGUACCAGUACAAAGAUGCUUGUUACUUUCCUGUGCAUGUAUCAAAAUCCUGGCAACAGGCUAAGCAGAACUGUGAAGACCUCAAUGCUCAUCUAGCCUCUGUUCACAGUGAAAACGAAGACAGCUUCAUCUUUUAUCUGAUGUGGAAAAGAACAGAUUACUGGCUUGGAGCAGAAAAAACUGAUGACACAGCAGCACCCUGGAAAUGGAUUGAUAAUUCUGCUAUGGAUUACCCUGAUAAAUUGCCAAACCAGGUGGCAGCCCAGCAAUAUGACCGUUUGACAGUCAGAGCAGGUGAUGGAGGUAAAACAUCCUGGACGGCGUCCAAACAAAGCUCUCCACAUAAAUAUGUCUGUAAAUACCUACUGGAUUGAGAAUAUAUCUAGCAUUGAUGGAAUAAUCCUUCUGUAUCUAUAAAGCGGAGUUGUGGCUUUGCUUGACGAUGAUGAUUCCAGUAGUGGAAAUUAUUCCGGAGCAGAUCACUAUCUGACAGGUUUCUUUCUGCUAAUAGUCAGCUCUAUAGAGCAGUGAGCUUUUGAUGGCAGAACAAUAAAGAAAACAUUUUCA